UUAAGAAAUGCGCCGAAACUGAAGGACAAAUGCUAUAAAAUGGAGAUGGAUUUAGAAAAAAAUGAAGGAGCUGCUUAAGAAACAGGCAAUCGCAGCGGAUUAGGGUUUAGUCUUCGCCGGAGCAUUUUUCUCUUCUACUCAGGAUGUUUCGGAGAUAGAAUGACUGUGCAUAGCGCUUGAUUUGGUUGGAAUAGCUUCAUAAUAUUGCAGUACAAUAGUGGUUGUGGUUAACUAGAUUUUGUGAUAGCUAUGACGUGGCUUCGGGCGGGCACUAAUGUGGCAAGGCUUGCUGUUAGAAGGACUUUAUCUCAAACUGGUUCUUAUGUAGCUCGAGCAGGGGCUCCUGAACGGAGUCGAUAUUUCCAUGCUACUGUUUUCAGAUCAAAGGCUCAAUCUGCGCCUGUUCCUCGCCCGGUGCCUCUCUCCAGAUUGAGUGACAGCUUUCUAGAUGGAACGAGUAGUGUUUAUCUUGAGGAGUUACAGAGAGCCUGGGAGCAAGAUCCCAAUAGCGUCGAUGAAUCAUGGGACAAUUUUUUCAGAAACUUUGUCGGCCAGGCCGCGACAUCUCCUGGCCUUUCUGGCCAAACAAUUCAAGAGAGUAUGCGGCUGUUGUUGCUAGUGAGAGCUUACCAGGUUUAUGGUCACCUGAAAGCCAAGAUAGAUCCAUUGGGUUUGGAAGAGAGAUCGAUUCCUGAUGAUCUAGAUCCAGCACUUUAUGGUUUUACAGAAGCUGAUCUUGACAGAGAGUUCUUCAUUGGUGUAUGGAGAAUGGCAGGGUUUUUGUCGGAGAACCGCCCCGUGCAAACCUUAAGGGCGAUAUUGAAAAGACUAGAACAAGCUUAUUGUGGAAGUAUAGGCUACGAGUACAUGCAUAUUGCUGAUCGUGAAAAGUGUAAUUGGUUGAGAGACAAAAUUGAGACUCCUACGCCUACACAAUAUAAUCGACAACGACGUGAGGUGAUCCUUGACAGGCUCAUCUGGAGUACCCAAUUUGAGAACUUUUUGGCUGCCAAGUGGACUGCAGCAAAAAGGUUUGGGCUUGAAGGUUGUGAGACAUUGAUUCCUGGUAUGAAGGAAAUGUUUGAUAGGUCAGCAGAUCUUGGAGUGGAGAGCAUUGUGAUUGGAAUGUCGCAUAGAGGAAGAUUAAAUGUUCUGGGUAAUGUUGUUCGAAAACCUCUGCGGCAGAUCUUCAGCGAGUUUAGUAGUGGUAUAAAGCCUGUGGAUGAAGUUGGACUAUACACUGGGACUGGUGAUGUCAAAUAUCAUCUUGGAACUUCUUAUGAUCGCCCGACAAGGGGUGGUAAGAGAAUUCACUUGUCAUUAGUUGCAAAUCCUAGCCACUUGGAAGCAGUGGACCCUGUUGUGGUUGGAAAGACUAGGGCCAAACAAUAUUUCUCUGAUGAUGUCGACAGAACAAAAAACAUGGGUAUUUUGAUUCAUGGUGACGGAAGCUUUGCUGGACAAGGGGUUGUCUACGAGACCUUGCAUCUUAGUGCUCUUCCAAAUUACACUACUGGUGGGACCAUUCACAUUGUAGUGAACAAUCAAGUGGCUUUCACUACUGACCCAAGAUCAGGAAGAUCCUCUCAAUACUGCACGGACGUUGCCAAAGCUCUUAGCACUCCUAUUUUUCAUGUCAACGGUGAUGAUGUGGAAGCCGUUGUUCAUGCCUGUGAACUUGCUGCUGAGUGGCGUCAGAAAUUUCACACUGAUGUUGUAGUUGAUAUUGUAUGCUACCGUCGAUUUGGGCACAAUGAAAUUGAUGAGCCAUCCUUUACUCAACCUAAAAUGUACAAGGUUAUAAGGAAUCAUCCUUCAGCACUUGAAAUUUACCAAAAGAAGCUUCUGGGAUCUGGCGAGGUUAAAAAAGAAGAUGUUGAUCGGAUAAAUAACAAAGUCGCAUCAAUUCUGAAUGAAGAAUUUAUUUCCAGCAAAGACUAUGUACCUCAAAGAAGGGACUGGCUUUCAGCGUACUGGACUGGGUUCAAGUCUCCUGAACAGCUUUCACGCAUUCGCAACACUGGGGUCAAACCAGAGAUUUUGAAGAAUGUUGGCGAGGCUAUCACCACCCUUCCAGAAAAUUUCAAACCCCAUAGAGCAGUUAAAAGGAUUUUUGAAGAUCGUGCAAAAAUGAUUGAGACAGGAGAGGGCAUUGACUGGGCAGUUGGUGAAGCCCUUGCAUUUGCAACAUUGCUUGUGGAGGGAAAUCAUGUUAGGUUGAGUGGGCAGGAUGUCGAGCGAGGUACUUUUAGCCAUAGGCAUUCUGUUGUUCAUGAUCAGGAAACAGGGGAAAAAUACUGCCCUCUAGAUCAUGUUAUGAUGAACCAACAUGAAGAGAUGUUUACUGUGAGCAACAGCUCUCUUUCCGAGUUUGGAGUUUUGGGGUUUGAAUUAGGCUAUUCAAUGGAAAAUCCAAAUUCUCUGGUACUAUGGGAAGCCCAGUUUGGUGAUUUUUCCAAUGGCGCCCAGGUGAUGUUUGACCAAUUUGUGAGCAGUGGAGAAGCCAAAUGGCUGCGUCAAACAGGAUUAGUUGUCCUUCUACCUCAUGGGUAUGAUGGGCAAGGUCCAGAACACUCAAGUGCUCGAUUAGAACGCUUCCUUCAGAUGAGUGAUGAUCAUCCCUUUGUCAUACCUGAGAUGGAAUCAACCCUCAGGAAACAGAUUCAGGAAUGCAACUGGCAGGUGGUGAAUGUGACUACACCUGCAAACUAUUUCCACGUUCUGCGGCGGCAAAUACAUAGAGAAUUCCGUAAACCUCUCAUUGUGAUGUCGCCAAAGAACUUGCUACGUCACAAGGACUGCAAAUCUAAUUUGUCAGAGUUUGAUGAUGUUCAAGGCCACUCAGGUUUUGACAAGCAAGGAACCAGAUUUAAACGCCUAAUCAAGGACCAAAGUGAUCACUCGGAUCUUGAGGAGGGCAUUAGACGUUUGGUUCUUUGCUCCGGAAAGAUCUACUAUGAGCUUGACGAAGAGAGGAAAAAGGUUGGUGCAAAGGACGUCGCAAUCUGUAGGGUGGAGCAGCUUUGCCCCUUCCCAUAUGACCUCGUCCAACGUGAGCUGAAGAGAUAUCCAAAUGCCGAAGUUGUCUGGUGCCAGGAAGAGCCAAUGAACAUGGGAGCAUACAGCUACAUAGCACCUCGUCUUGGCACUACAAUGAAAUCUGUGAGCAGAGGUAAUGUGGAUGACAUCAAGUACGUAGGACGUGCUCCGUCCGCUGCCACUGCCACCGGAUUUUACCAAGUCCACACGAAAGAGCAAACCGGAAUAGUCCAGAAAGCCGUGCAGCCUGAUCCCAUCAAUAUGUGAUAUUUAUGUGUUUGGACACCGAGUUCAAUGGAAAUAAGCUCACUCUCCGAAGUCGAUGUUGUCAUCGACGGAGGACUGUGAACUAAUGCCUUUCUUUACACUUUCACAUGCUAUUGACAUUUCUGUAAGAGAUGCGUUAGCUAACAACAGCAAUCGAUACACAGUUUUCUCAUUUUUUUCCCUUUUGCCAAUUGAAAAAAAGUGUUUCUUUCAUCGUUGGAUGAUCGAGGCUACAAGAGUUGAGAAUGUAUAAAACUGCCACUCUUAUUCGGCGGCGUAAAAACUACUCAAGUUACAAGUUUUGGUAUGUGUUCA
Molecule: messenger RNA, 3621 nt
Organism: Salvia hispanica
Lineage: Eukaryota; Viridiplantae; Streptophyta; Magnoliopsida; Lamiales; Lamiaceae
Biological process (GO): tricarboxylic acid cycle
Cellular component (GO): mitochondrion; oxoglutarate dehydrogenase complex
Molecular function (GO): oxoglutarate dehydrogenase (succinyl-transferring) activity; thiamine pyrophosphate binding
Source: RefSeq, a predicted model, not a curated record